Molecule: messenger RNA, 891 nt
Organism: Ectocarpus siliculosus
Lineage: Eukaryota; Phaeophyceae; Ectocarpales; Ectocarpaceae
Source: the annotation of a GenBank genome assembly
AUGGAAAUGGACCAGCCUGUUGAGUUGAUCCACCAGCAGGAGGACGACGAGCAACGCAGCAACAGCGAGGUGAUGGAUGUGGAGGAGGUGCAGCAGCAGCAUGAUGAGCAACAACACCAGUCAGCAACAACAACACCUGCGGCAGAAGAACCACCGUCACCGGCAGCGGUGCCGACAGACGACGCUGGCGCUGAGAGCGGCAGCGAAAGCAGACACGACACGCGCCAGGAAUCACUGGCUCAAGACCCUGACUCCGCCAUCAAGUUUCUCGUUCCGAACUUCCAGGCCGGCAGCUUGAUCGGAAAGAAGGGCGCGACAAUUAAAGACAUCCAGCUGAAGGCUUCGUGCAUGGUGGGAAUCGCGACGAGCGGGAUGUACUACCCAGGGACGAUGGAGAGAGCGGUGUUGGUGGCGGGCGAGACUGAGGGGGUUAAGCAAGCCUGCGGUCUGAUCCUGCACACUCUCCACGUCCCGGACAACAACGAAUCGGGAUGUGCAAAGCUUGUGAGCCAGGAAAAGGCGGAAGCUAUUGAAGUUACUCAGCGCUUGCUCAUCCCCCUCACGGCCGGCGGCUUGGUGAUCGGGCGCAGAGGAGCCAACAUCGCCGCCCUGCUGGCGGCCUCGGGCGCGAAGGUGACCCUGGGGCAGAAGGCAGACGUCAAGGUGCACGAGAGGCUGGUCACGGUGCAGGGCAAGCUCACGUCGGCGACCAAGGCCGUGGAGAUGCUGGUGGACAAGCUCGUGGAGGAGCCGGUGCUCUCCCGCUUCGCCAACCUCAGCGUCAACUACCGGAGCCACGCGGGCCCCCCGAGACCCCUCCACACCGCAGAAAGCAGCGUCGGACGCCGGCACGGAGCCGGACACGGCAGCUGCUGCUGCCGCCGCCGCUAG